This is a messenger RNA of Diaporthe citri, 1227 nucleotides long. RefSeq lists its product as uncharacterized. Bases 1 to 1227 code for a protein of 408 amino acids. NCBI's taxonomy places the organism in Eukaryota, Fungi, Ascomycota, Sordariomycetes, Diaporthales, Diaporthaceae. The record is from RefSeq and is a predicted model, not a curated record. The transcript is spliced from 3 exons. Gene Ontology annotation, molecular function: heme binding; oxidoreductase activity, acting on paired donors, with incorporation or reduction of molecular oxygen; iron ion binding.
AUGUCUUUCACCACAAGCCAGGCCUGGAAACCCAUCUACGGUCCCGCACACGGGCAGUUUCCCAAAUUCUUUACCAACCAGCUACUCGAACCUCAAUCCAACAUCCUCAGCGCGGAUGAUGGAAACCACGCCUUCUCCCCAAGAUCACUAGCGGAACAGGAGCCACUGGUCCACAGCUACGUCGACUUGCCGGUGCAGAAGUUGUCGGACGUGGCAGAGUCCCGUGUGCCGGCGGAGAUGGGGAGGUGGUUCCACAUCGCGUCCUUUGAUAUCAUUGCCGACUUGGCCUUUGGCGAGUCUCUGGGCGGUCUCGAAAACAACAACUUGCACCACGUGGUGACCUCUGUGCUCUUAUUUAUAGAGAGAGGCAAGAAAUUGUUCGUCCUCGAUGGCUUGCUCGGCCCGCUGGCACGGCUCGUGAGGCCGGUGGUGGCGCCAGGUGUAGCGGAGGGAUUCCUAAGUCAGCUCAGUUUCACUAGGAAGGCGGUAGGCAAGCGGCUGGAAAACGAAUCAGACGUGUCUCGUAAGGAUUUCAUGCCAGGCCUGCUGCGGGGAAGAGACGAGAAGGCCAUCACCUCCACGGAGGAGCUCAUCACGAGCGCGAACACGCUUUUCGUGGCCGGCAGCGACACCACCGCCACAUUGUUGACGGCUUGCACGUUUUACCUCCUGGCAACUCCCCACGCGCACAAGAGAGCAGUGGAAGAAGUACGGAAUGCUUUCGAAUCAGCGGCCGACAUCAACUUCACUAAUGCCACCGCACGCCUGCCUUAUAUGCUUGCCGUGCUCAAUGAGACAGCCAGGCUUUACCCACCUGUGGCGACAGUGCUCGAGAGGUCCGUCCCCCAGACUGGAGAGCCGAUCCACAUUGACGGGGUAUAUCUUCCACCCGGGACCCGCGUAGGCGUCCACAUGUCCUCUGCAGGCCUGUCGGCCUCCAACUUUGCGCAGCCCGAGUCCUUUGCACCCGAGAGAUGGCUGACCAGCUCGUCUCAAGACCCGUCGUCCCCGUUGUACGCCGAUAAGCGGGACCCGAUAAGCGGGACGCGAUCCAGCCAUUUUCAUGCGCCUGAUCAUGGCCCGGCUGCUCUGGGAGUUGGACAUGAGGCUGGACCCGUCGUCUCGCGAGUGGACUGGACGCUGCCUUACUCGCAGCACAAGACCUGGGUUGUGUGGAGGAAGCCGCCGCCGGUGGUGCACAUCAAGAAGCGACAGUUUGCGAUGUAG